AUGAAAUUCUAAUUUUUGAUUGCCUUUACUGCUUAUUUAUUAAACUUAACAAGUGCUGAUGAUAAGAAUUGCAAUUUUACUAUUGAUCAGUUGAACAGCAAAGUAUUAAAAACUGUUAUAGUCGAAGAUUGUGAUAAUUGCUUCACAUCAGAUGUUACAUUAACUAUAUAGUCAAAUAUUAAUAAAUCACUUCUCUUUAAUUAACUGCAGUCGAAUCUAAUGACCCUGUAAAAAGCCAUAUAAUAUUCUACUCCUAGACCAAUUAUCAGUAAUUUGAUUUCCUCCUGCUAAACAAAAUAAAUUAAUGGAUAGCUCACUUAUGAUUUAACUUUCUUGCCUUAAAUUAAUGAGCAUUACUAAGCAUUUAGAUUAAAUGUUGCAAAUGCUGGAAAAACUAGUAACUCAUUACUUAUAAGCGUAGCUUACAUCUCAAUGAUUAUUUGUAUCAUACUAUUUUUCUGA
This is a messenger RNA of Tetrahymena thermophila SB210, 462 nucleotides long. Its product is annotated as transmembrane protein, putative. The transcript is spliced from 2 exons. NCBI's taxonomy places the organism in Eukaryota, Ciliophora, Oligohymenophorea, Hymenostomatida, Tetrahymenidae. The record is from RefSeq and is a predicted model, not a curated record.